This is a messenger RNA of Pogonomyrmex barbatus (red harvester ant), 2562 nucleotides long. RefSeq lists its product as uncharacterized. NCBI's taxonomy places the organism in Eukaryota, Metazoa, Arthropoda, Insecta, Hymenoptera, Formicidae. Gene Ontology annotation, cellular component: nucleoplasm. The record is from RefSeq and is a predicted model, not a curated record.
UAUGCAUAUUGCUCACUAUAUUCCGGAAUUAGUGUCCCGAAUCCUGUUUUCAAAGAGAAGGUAUCGCGCGUGUAUGUUGUACAUAAGCCGUGAAGUGAGAUCGUCGGCUUGAGAAAUGACAAUUUGUAAAUUAUAUACAUAUUAUGUAAAUCUUAUUGUGAAUGAAUUGUUGAUUACCGUCGAGGUGGCGUACGUUACCGUAUCUUUAUCGUUGCCGUCAUUUUAACAUCGUUGAUUCCGUGCGAGCUCGGUGAGUCAAAAUGGCGUGAACCGAUCGCGUUUUUAAGGUUAUCUUCGUUCGUGGUGGGUUAAUGCGCGGCAAGGCUGUGUACAUAUUUUGUGUUCCUUUCUACGAGUGAACACUUUAGAUUUAUCACAGUGCCACGUUAACAUCUCGUUUACUGUGCUGCGAGUUAUAUGAAUUAUGAGGACGGAAUGCCCGCAGGCGGUAACAAUCGUAUCCGCGAUUAUUAUCCAGCGCGGAUGUCCGAACGACAACAACUUGCACUACUUUUGCAAAUAACUUCUCAGGAAGUACCAGGUGGAAGUCGAUCAGACAAUACAAGCACAACGAAUAUUCCUUCAAAAAGUUCAUCAUUGCAACAACAGCGCAAUCCGAAAAAUCGUUGGUCCAAUAAAAAUGGAGAAUCAUUUAUUCAGACAACAAUCAAUCACAAAGAAGACUUUCGAGUACAGCAGAUACUUAUGAGUGGCUAUAAUAUAAAUGCAUCUAGGGAAAUAAAUGAAACGGACAUUGUGGAAACUGCUGGUCCAUCUGAAGAAAGUAUCACAUCCACUCUCAACAGUCCACGCUCUCCUGAAAUAGGCAUAGUGACGGCGACAGCAGCAGCAGUACCACCAUCACCACCAUCAUCACCACCACUAUCACCACCACCAUCACUAGGUCAAGGUUCAAUGGAAACUUCGUCAAAGAUGCCAGUCAACGCCUCGUCGGUAAAUCCAAGUACCGCAUCAGGCACUGGCAAUGCAUCAUCAUCUACUGAAAGUGGUGAUAUAUAUGAGUUUAAAAGUUCAAAAGAGCCAACACCAGUGAGAGGUGCAAGCUCGUCUCCAAAUCCUAAUUUAGACAAAGACAAAGAUGGUGGCGGCAAACCCUCUGGUCCAAAUGGUCAAGGUAAUCAAAGUGGUGGAAGUAGCGCGUCUACUAUUGGCAACUCAUUGACAUCUAUCAAUGAAGCAACAAUAGCACCAUUAGUUUCUUCCGAUGAGACUUUAUCCGUUCCAACGUCUUCACCAUCGUCAAAACGUAUUUACGAAGGUGACAAUACAGAGGAACAAGACGAGGAAAAUCGACGAAAAAAGCGUAAGGAUUCUGAGAACGCAAAAGAGAGUACGAAAAAUAAUCCAACUGGAAGACAAAGUACUGGUAGAAACGCUGCCAAUAGUGGUGAGAAGUGUAUUAAAUCUGGUAAGCAAGGAUCUGGGACAGUAACCGGUAAAGGAAAUCAAAAUACCAAUUCCGUAAAUGCGGAUAGAAAGAGUCCUAGUACCUCUUCGAUGGCUAGUAGCCCGAAACCUUUAAAUAUUUCUAGUUCAACAAUCACGAAAACUGGUACUCCACUACCUGAAUCUGAUGGCGAAGAAGAUCGAUCAAAAUGUUCCGAUUCUAAUUCUGCUCCUAAAGUACCACCUUUAAAGAUAGUUAUACCACAGAGUACAGCAUCGGAACAGGAACAAGGCAAUAGAAAUGGUAAAAAUGUUGCGAAUAGAAGUCAUCAGUUACCCUAUGUAGUGGCUAGUUCAAACAGUAACGAUUCGACUGAAAAAGAACAAAGCCAAUUAACUAGCGGUACUACUAGUCCUACGGAAGGUAGUAUUGGCGUAAAAGGAGAAGACAAGAAAGAUUUUAGUGGAACUUUGCACGGAGAAGAAAGAGCGAUGCAUCAUCAACGUGUAUUAAGAAGUUCACACAGGACGGGAAAUGGUAAUAAUGGUUCUACGAUGCCAAAAGAAGCUAUCCCUUUAACAGGUAAUGGAGGUUAUUCCAAUUUAUCACCAUUACCAGCUAACGCUACUAUAGAUCGUUCGAAUAACUCUUCGCCACAACAAAGACAUCACUCGCCAACACCAGAAACUAUCGGAUCCGAUGUAAGUAAGACUACUUCGUCGGAAUCCACAAUUACAGGAGCCAUCUCGAAAUGUAAUACAACUACGGAAAAACCGGAUAAAAAUACAGACGUUGCCGGAAAAAAUCAAAAAGAUAAUAAUGCGGAAAAUUUGGAGAAUAUCUCUUCGACUACGUCUUCAACGAUAUCUAACGUUAAUACGCCAGCACCACCCGUCGAGCUUCAUCCCAGAAAGAGAAAAAUGAAGCCAAGUAAAGAGGCACAACAGGCCGCAGCUACAGCUGCUGCUAAUGAAACAGUCGAGACUACUAGUACAGGGCCAGAAAUUCAUCCACAUGAUCAACCAAUUACCAAUUGUUAUCAAUUAUUUCUUAAUAUCAGGAAACAGAUCGAAAGAAGACGAAAGGGCUUAUUCCCAGUUCAACCAAAACCUCCUCAAGGUUUUAAGGAUUACUUGAUGAAUCAUGAAGUAUAG